Molecule: messenger RNA, 7237 nt
Organism: Bacillus rossius redtenbacheri
Lineage: Eukaryota; Metazoa; Arthropoda; Insecta; Phasmatodea; Bacillidae
Product: L-aminoadipate-semialdehyde dehydrogenase-phosphopantetheinyl transferase-like
Exons: 1
Coding region: 111-995 (294 amino acids)
Cellular component (GO): cytosol
Molecular function (GO): magnesium ion binding; holo-[acyl-carrier-protein] synthase activity
Source: RefSeq, a predicted model, not a curated record
CCGAAAUUGGAUGCAAAUUGCAUCCAACACUAUCCUAGAAAGUGACAUCAGAAAGUUUGACCCAUUAAUGUGCUUGUCAGUAGUUUUUGCACUUUCGAACUGUUCCAAAAAUGAGUGUGUGCAUAGCUUCAACGAAGAGGGCCAGGUGGACAUUCAACGUGAAAACAUGGCAGCCCACUGAAGCUCAGUUCUUGCUUGCAUCAGCGUGCGUUCAAGAAGAAGAAAAGGCUCGCAUUGGUAGAUUUGUCUUUAAGAAUGAUGCCAAAGCUACUCUUAUUGGUCGAUUAAUGAUGAGAAAGUUUGUCAGUAGCACUUCUGGCAUUCCUUAUUCUGAAGUGAAGUUCUGGAGGGAGGAGAAAGGAAAGCCUUAUGUUUUGAACCCUGUGGUUAACUUCAACAUAUCACAUGAUGGCGACCACGUGGUUCUCGCAGGGGAAGAAGUUAGCACCAAGGUGGGGGUGGAUGUGAUGAGGUUGGAACACCGGAGCGGUACAGGUGUGGAAGAGUUUUUCCGUACCAUGUCGCGACAGUUCACCGCAGAAGAGUGGGAGUGUAUCCGUGGCAAGUCGCUUCCCUCCAAGCAGUUGGCUACGUUUUACAGACACUGGUGCUUAAAAGAGAGCUACCUCAAGGCUCUGGGCAUGUCCAUCACAAGCUUGGGUCGUUACGGUUUCAAGACUGAGGAGCCGGACCUUCGGGUUGGAACUGUCGCUCGGGGGACUCGAGUCUAUGUUGAUGGUAUACUCGCAGACAAUUGGUGCUUUGAAGAGACUAUGCUGGACGAAGAUCAUUGUGUUGCCGUGGCUCUUUCAAAGAGCACUGCAGAUUGUAGCCAGGAUCAUUGUCUCUUCCAUUUCUUGGACUUUGAGCAACUGAUGAAAGGAAGCGAACCCAUUUUGCAGCCAGAUUUAGAAUACACGCGUAAUUUCUUUGCAAAAAAUGAAAAGAUUAUAAGGCCAAUUGCAUCAAUCUUAGACACAAAUGACAAAAAUUAGUGUAAUGUUUAAUAGAAAAGGGUAUAAAGGUUUUUUUUAUUUGCUUUUAAUUAUAUUUAGGUAUUAUGUUGACAUUAAGUUCAGUUCAAAUUGUUGAUUUUUAUUGUAGAAAAUGAGCAGCAUAAGAAUUAAUAUUUUAAAGAAAGAUGUUUAUGAGAACCUCAGGUAUGUAUUUUGUGUCUGCAAUUAACUAAAUACAAUAUUAUUUUUUUACAUGUGGUUUAUUAUCAUAAUCUUUACACUAUUAUGAGAAAAUAAUGAAGUAUAAAUAUUGGCAGUGGGCUUAGAGAAAGGUAUAAAAAAUUGAAAUAAUUAUAACUGAAUCAGGAUUAGAACAGGGGCUCUAUAAAAUGUAAGUUCACUGUUUUACUAUAGUACCAUCUGACUGGGUCUGUAUCUUUGUGACCAUGACCAGACUAUUUGAUUUUCUCGUACUUAUUGUGGGUGCCUUCUCUACCUCCCUCUACCCCCCCCUUCCCCUCCCUUUUCCAAUUCUUAAGUUUUUUUAUUUCACAUAAUACAUGAAACUUUGAUCACAACUAGGUCUUUUUUCUGUCUUGUUAUUCUUAUAAAACACUUACAGUUGCAUUACCUCACAUUUUUGCAUUUAAAAAAAUAAUUAAUCCCAUUGUUUUAAGAAAUUGUUUCAUAUGUGCUUUCUGUGCAGGAAAAUAUAUGUAAUAAAAAAGUUAUAAGUUUCUUGAGGUUAAACCCCUUCCUUUACCCUCUUAAUGGUUUACAAUUUUUGUACCAAAUGAUUACUGCCACCUAAAUAAAAAUUAUCUAGAGAUGCUUUUAUGUUUGCUAUAGUUUUACUGGGUGUCAGUAUUUUUUCACAUUUUAUUACUAUUUUAUUUUGUAUCUGGUCUCAUUGACAGAUCAUUUAAUUUUGAAUACAAAUACAUAUACUGAACAUUUUUAAGCAAAUUAGAAACAAAUUGAAUAUUUCCUUUGGUAAAAAAAACCAUUCCAGUAUUUGGCUAGAGUGAUAUAAGGAGAAUAUGAAAAACCUAACUUAAGAGGCCUGCCUACCUGGGAACUAUGGUGUGGAGAGCUUCAGAAGAAGCCACGCAAUUUGAAAACUGCUCAAGAUAUCAGAGUGGUGUUGGUUUAUGAAAAGCAUUAAAGAAUACACUGAAGACGGAUGGGUAGUUCUGUAUUUCAUUUUUAAACUGUAAUUUUAGGAGAGUGAAAACGGAUAAAACACAUGUCUUCAGGAUAAUUUUUAGACAUGAAACAUUUGGUAAAGGUUCUUGAAAGCACUAAAGAGACUUCCAUUUCACCUUUAUCCUCAUUUCUUUGCCAUCCAAUAUGGUUACCGCUCACAUUUCAUAGUUGUCCUAUGCACGAUGAGAAGACUGCACUCCAGUUAGAGCCUUGCACUUAAAUAGGAGAUAUUGCACUAGGAACACUAGUGAGCAUCACACUUAUCAUCCCGCCUCACUAACACAGAUACACCCCUGACUAGGCGGGCCCCUUAAGAUGGCAGGGCUAGAAUUUUGAACACAAGUUUUUCCAAAUGUGAGGUCAUUGGUUUACAAUUUCACCACAGCUUUGUUUUCUCUACAUACACUUGUCUUUUUUUUUACCUCGUGUAAUUUUGUGUUAUGUGCAUUCAGAUUGUCUGUACAUUUUAUGUUAUUUCUCUGAACGGACUGUUUACUAUGUUUAUUACUUAUCUUAUAUCUUACAAUGUGUUACUCUUUUGUAGUAAAAUUGUUACAAAGGUAAAGGCAGAACUGUGCAACAAGUUAUAGUUUGUUACUUUUAUUUUCGCUGUUUUCAGCUGAGAAUAGAUAUAUUUUUUUUGUGUGAGGGAAGCAUAGAGAAGUGACAUUACAGUUUUCAUAUUUUCAAACUGCCCAUUCACAUAUGCAAGUUAUUUUUAUUGAGAGUGAAAGCUAGGUAAUGUUUGUUCUUAAUAUUGUAAAUUAAUUUUGUAUGCACAUCUUACCAUGUUUUUAAUUAGGUUUACCAAUUUUUGUUUUAUCUUUUUUAGUAAGUCAUAAUAUAUAAUUUAUUUUAUAAUUUUAGUUUUUAUUAUGUUUGCAUUUGCAAGAAACUCCAGUUUACGAUAAAAACUUUGUGUGUUAGUGGAAAGUUUCUUUGCCGAAAUAGUAUUAGUUCCUUGGUAAUCAAUUCAAAUUUAAACUUGUGCGCAACAUUAAACGUACUACUGCAGUGUUUGCAAAAAAUUCCAAUAUCGAAGCACAUUAGCUUUUGAAAUGGUACUUAACAAUAUCAUAGUAGAUAUAUAUCCAGAUUGUUUGGUGUAUGAUAUAUAAUACAAUCUAGGUGAUAGGUGGGCAGGUUUCAUAUUAAAAUUAAGUACUGGUAUCAGAAAAAUUAGUAAUUGAGACUAUUUGGGCUUUGAGUGGCUGUGAAGGAUGCCUUUUGAGUGAUGCAACAUGCAGGUAGGAUGGGUUUAAUUUUGGCCAAGGUCAGACUUGCUGUUAAUAGUUAGCUGGGCUAAAAGGAUACCUAAACAAAACUUGCAGAGCAAGACUGUUAUGAAGCUGAGAAGAAAUAGAAUAUUUAAGUGUGAUAUUUAUACCCUAAAUAUUUAUGAAAAUUGGUGUUUAAUCUUAAUCCUAGAUAGUUACAUUUAACAAUUUCAUAUUUUAAUCUCUUAAAUUUCCACUCUAGGAGCAAUAUCCAUAAGCAAUAAUUUAUAUUUUAUCAUAUGGUUUAUAUUAUAAUAAUAACUAUUAUUUGAGAAAAAAAAAUUGUAUUUUUCUAUGAAUCCUGGUUUCUUUCCAAGAAUUGAUAAUUUUUUUUAUUCUAUAUAAGUUUAUAGAAAUUGGCUAGGUUCUUUGAAAAGGGUGAAUAGUAAUAAGAUAAUCUGAAAUAAUGUAAUUAAUGUGUACAUAUAUUAUUAUGUAUUACAAUUUUUUUCUGCUUAAUAACUGUAAUUUUGUUUAAAUGGUUAAAAAAAAUUGUAAUUUAAAAUUGCAAUGGGAGUUACUAUUUUUUUUGUGAGUAAUUGCAUUUCUAGGUGGUGCUCCUGCUAGAUGAGGUAUUCUCCCAUAAGAAAUAGAAAAUGGUUUACUAUCAUAAAGUUAACAUGGACUUGGCUACAUAAAACCCAUCUCCCCUUACUUAUUGCUAAAAAAAAUGCUGCAGUACGCACCAGAAAGAAAGAAGAAAAGUACAAAACAAGAAAUCUUGUGGAACCACAUGAGAAUUUACUGUACUAGUAUGUUGGUUCUCUUUUGCAGUGUUAGUUUGGUGAAUAUGAGAGAUUUUUAUGAGGCCUUGAUUUAUAGCAUUAUGUUUAAACAUGCAUUCCACAUCCUAAAAUAUGUACUUAAAGUACCUUUAGUGACAGACAAAGGGAAAAAAACUCAACCAUGCCUUUUCGACUUUAUUGUUCAUCAUGUGCAUUGGAUGCAGGAAAGUAAACAUCAGAAAUAAACCUAGCUGAAACUUUUUAACAAUAAAAAUAAUUAGUCAUAUUUUUCAUUGAGAGGAAAAAAAUAUUUCCAGGACAUCUGCAUGGUUAAGUUGUAGCUUAUAAGGCUGAGAGUGCAUAUGGUUGCUGGGGGAAUAUCGUGGGAGUACCAAACUCCACUUAACCUCGCACAUAUAUUGACCUAGCUAAGAUGUUUCUCAAGUUAGGGUAUGAACCAUAUCUUGAACAAUUGGUAAGUAAUUAAAAAAAAAAUUUUGUUUAGUUAAUUUACCUUAAUUAAAAUACAAUUUUUUUACUUAAUUUAUAUGAGUAAUUGCCUCAUAAUUACUGCUUGUCAUCCGUUCUCACAUGCAUGUUAUUCUAAAUUAAAUCUUUAAGACGUGUUUUACUUUAGAUUGUCGCGGUUAGAAAUUUUGCAGGGUUUUUGAACUCAAAUUUGGUGGUAGGAUCUAUUUCUGGAGAGUGUCGGAGAUUUUAUAAUGUUGUUUUAAGGUCAGUUAUUAAGGGUAGUUUCAGUUUCUGAUAGAAGUUUAAUUUGUCGCAAGGUUUAAAACUAUUAAAAAUAAAAUAAUUUAAUAAAUAUUCAAUUAAAAAUUUAAAUCCAACAAAUCAAAUGUAAAAUUAAAUCCAUCAAAAACUAUAAUGUGUUUUCUUUAUCUUCAUUGGGGAGAAAACAGUAACUCAGAGGACAUGCUCGUUUGGCAUUUACUUAUAAUUUGUAAAAGGCAUUAGUCACAACUUCUGUUAACACCUUAAAGUACCUACUAGGAUCGAAACAAAUAGGUCUGUCAUCCUGUACAGGAUGUCUGGUGAGAUAUGAAUUAAAGGAGAUUUUUAAUAAAUUACUUAACACGUAAAACUUUAUCCUUACAAGUAAACCCACAGUAAAUAAACUCCUGUUACUUUAGAAAAAAUUUCAAAUACUUCCUCCACUUAAACUAAAAUCAUAACCCACAAUCAAGUAAACACUUGUUAAACUUCUAUCAGAAACUAAAAAAUUCACUUAAUAAUCAACCUUAAAACAACUUUAUAAAAUCUCCAUCACUCUCCAGAAAUAGAUUCUACCCGGCACCUCCACCAACUUUGAUUUCAAAAACCCUGCAAAAUUUCGAACUGCACCAUUAUAUUAAUUUCUUAGGGGAAAAAAAUAGGUAAUUAUUUUAGGAAUGCUAUUGGAAUCUAUACAUUUUAUGAAGCAUGUAAUCUGAAUGACAUGUAAAAUUACAUAAAAAUAUAAUUAGUACUAUAGUUGGGCCGUUGUAGGAACGGACUUGGCUCCGCCUGCAACCAUGAGCGAGAGAGACAGAGUGACGCGUGCAAGAGCCAACCGGCGACGACCCGCUGGCUGGCCGCGGCGCAGUGUUGCCACGUCCAGCAGUAAUGCUCCAUGCAGUGUCGUGGGCGUACGGCCAGUUGCUGUGUGCUGACACACAAGGAUGGAAGGUGGUAGAAAACGGUGCGUUUUGCGGUCGCAAAGCAGAGAGGUGGUAACUCGAGUGCGCCAGUAUUUCGAGCGUGAGAAAACAAACAAUGGGCCGUUGUUACCUGUUUUGCAAGCAGUAAACAGAAAUCAGAAGCAGUUGGAAUUGCAAAGACAACUGUUAUACGGAUCUGCAACGAGAAAGAUUAUGCCGAUACUCAACCAAUUACUGUCGACGCCAGGGAAACAUCGUAAUAGACGCAAGCCUGUGACCAGCAUUGACAACUUCGAUCAAGAUGCUAUUCAACGGCACAUAUAUCAGUACUACACACGUGGAGAGAUACCAACCGUAAGGAAACUACUUGCAUCGUUGUCUGAGGCAGGUUUAUUUUCUGGAGGCAAGACAUCAUUAAAGAUAACAAUACAUUCGUUGGGGUUCAAGUACAAGAAAUACAACAGAACUAAGAUAUUAAUGGAAAAACUAUAUCCCAGACGGGAGUGGGCAACGUUCGCGGAAAUGAAGACAAACCUCGGCAAUUUUGUUGAACUAUUACGUGUCCGUCAAUACGUUCAUUAUAUUACCAGCUGCGUGUUCGUGUCCGCAUCCGUGAAUGUGAUUGUAGAACGUGCCUGAGAACAGUGGCGGCUCAGGGUGUGAUGUCACGUCGGGGUGGCACAAAGACGUGGCAACGCUGCCUGUUGUGUCCAACGACUACCUGGACUGCCUCCCACCCUUCUUGACCUCUCCGACCAAUCUUUACACUUCUUCGCGCGAAGUGCGUCGUCGUUGGCAGGUCUCGCAGGGAGGGGCCAAGUCCUUUCCUACAACGGCGCGACUAUAACUACCUAUAGUUUAAUUGUGUCUCAGUGUGGGAGCCAUAUCAUACAUGCAUUAGUUGAAACAAGUGUUGCUUGAUACAGUAAAAGCUCUUUCAUGUUCUGGACCACAGCCAUGCCAGGUUAACAAUUUUGCUGGAGUAUAAAAUAUUAACAUAGUUUUAACUGGAAUACUUAAAAAAAAAAAAAUCUGCUAAUUUGAUGUGUAUGCAAUACGUGGACCUAAUAAAACAUUAAAUUUUGCACUAUUGAAAUAUGUAUUAUGAUUAGUGGUUUAUUAUGAAAAUUUUGAAUUAUUUUUUUUGAAAAAUAUUAAUUUAUUUGAAACAGUACUCCUUCCGAAUGAAUAAAUAAAUAAAUAAAUAAAUACUUAAGAAGGACAUACAUGUCUCAUCACCGAAUGUAGCAUACCGUUUCUUGCCAAAUGCUUUGCGAGCAACCAACUCAAAGUCCAUUUUCAGUAGCCUGUUGCAAAAAUGUUAUUUUAUUGUUAAAAUUAAAAUUUAAUUUACUGGCCACAUGUCUUCAGAACAGAAAGAGAGAUAUAUAUAUAUAUAUAUAUAUAUAUAUAUA